Ceutorhynchus assimilis (cabbage seed weevil) is the source of this 801-nucleotide messenger RNA. The record is from the annotation of a GenBank genome assembly. NCBI's taxonomy places the organism in Eukaryota, Metazoa, Arthropoda, Insecta, Coleoptera, Curculionidae.
AUGGCAUCUCCUGUGAACCCCAAGAACGGCCCCGGCUUCCUUAGCGUUUUCAAGCAAGUAAUAAAAGUCAAAGAAGCAUUUUUACGUAAAAAAGUACUGCGAGCAAAACGGGAAAAUAUAGCCAGAGCAAUGUCCGGGCCUUUGGACCUUUCCAUGGACUCCAUGGAGGAAACCAGAUUCAAAAAACGCAAUCAAUAUUUAGUGCAACGAUUAGAGAAAAGGACGCACUUUUCCUAUAGGGAAUUGGAAUGUUUGUUGUUGAUUUAUUACAAACUAUGGAAAGACGGUUUGAUGAGCAAUCCGAAACAGGAAGGAGUGACUAAACUUCAAUUCCGGGAUGUUUUGCACUGCACCCUGGAUAUGACCGAUGACACCCUUAUGGAUCGAAUGUUUUUGGCUUUAGAUAAAGGGCCUAAUCCUUGCAUUACAAUGGAAACGUGGGCAUCUGCGCUUUCUUUAUUCUUGAGAGGCACCCUUGAUGAAAAAAUGAAAUUUUGUUUUACGGUUUACGAUAUAAUGGGAGAUGGAAUGUUGGCGAGAGAUGCUAUUUUUCAUUUGCUCAAAACUUCUUUAAUCAGUCAAAGUGGUGAAGAGGAUGCCCAAGAAUCCGCCAGAGAUAUGAUCGAGGUAAUAACGAAAAAAAUGGAUCUGGAUCGUGACGGAAAAAUAUCAUAUUCAGACUAUCGGCAGUCGGUGCUGAAAAAUCCAAUGCUUUUAGAAGUGUUUGGUUGCUGUUUGCCAUCUAGAGAAGCGGCAUUUGCUUUUCUGAGCACUUUCGCUACCAUGCCAGUAAGUAUGUGA